Bactrocera neohumeralis is the source of this 1299-nucleotide messenger RNA. Its product is annotated as jerky protein homolog-like. The coding region runs from base 54 to 1202 and encodes 382 amino acids. The record is from RefSeq and is a predicted model, not a curated record. The transcript is spliced from 2 exons. NCBI's taxonomy places the organism in Eukaryota, Metazoa, Arthropoda, Insecta, Diptera, Tephritidae. Gene Ontology annotation, cellular component: nucleus. Gene Ontology annotation, molecular function: DNA binding.
GUGUGUCAUGAGCGUUUAAACUUGCGAGUUGUUUAUGGUUAGUGUGUUAAAAAAUGCCAACAAAGCAGAGAAAAUCAUUGCAAAUCAGAUUAAAUUUGCAUCAAAAAGCUGAGAUUUUAAGAAAACUCGAUGAAGUUAUUCAUGGAAAUCGAUUGGCGUUGGAUUAUAAUGUAUCUAAGGCGGCCAUCUCAAAAAUAAAGAAAAAACGUCAUGAAAUUUUGGAGGCAGUGGCAAACACACAUGAAGUUGCAACCAAGAAAACUUUACAUAAAUCGGAAUAUCCCGUUCUUGAGGCAAGGUUGUAUAAAUGGUUCUUAAGCCAAAGACAGCGUAAUUGUGCAAUGAGUGGUCCAAUUUUAAAGGCAAGAGCCAAGCUCGAAUUUGCCAAAUUGCACACAGGAAAACAAUUUCAUACAAGUGAUGGAUGGCUUGCAAAUUUCAAGAAAAGAUUCGGUAUUCGCCACUUAAAAAUUUGUGGGGAAAGCCUCCCAAGCGACAAGUCAGGAAUAACACCGUUCAUUCUUAAUUUCCGGGCAAAAAUGAAUGAAAUGGAAAUUUCGGACAUGCAGCUUUAUAACGCAAAUGAAUGUGGAUUAUUUUAUCGUUUCCUGCCCGAUAAAACAUUUGUCGCGGCAAACGAAAAGACGGCACCUGGCCGAAAAAUAGCAAAGGAUAGAAUCACAUUUAUGUUGUGUGCGAACGCAGAUGGUUCGCAUAAGUUGAAACCAUUGAUAAUUGGUAAAUCCGCAAACCCCUGUUGCUUAAAGGGGUUUGAAAACCCAUUGGAAUAUGCUAACUCGCAAAAGUCUUGGAUGAAUUCAGAGCAAUUCUUCCGCUGGUUCCAUCAUUCCUUUAUUAAGCAGGUUCGCAAAUUUUCUGCUGAAAAUAAUUUACCACCAAGGGCAUUAUUGCUGAUUGACAACUGUACUGCACAUAAGCCAAUUGACAAGUUAAAGUCAGAUGAUGGAAACAUUGCGGCAAUGCUUUUACCACCUAACGUGACAGCUGUUUUGCAGCCCAUGGAUCAAAAUCCCAUAAGACUGGUCAAGUUAGAAUACCGGGCUAAACUGUUAUGGAACAUUGUAGCACAAGAAAACAUUCCGGUUGAGAAUAUUUUGAAAGGGCAUUCAAUUCGUGAUGCCAUCUUGCUGCUUAAAUUAGCAUGGGAUGAAUUGCCAAGAGCUGUGCUUAUAAAAGCUUAGAAAAAUAUAAAACAGUGGGACGAUGAUCAAUACGACAGCGAAGACGAAAUUCCAUUGCUUACAUUGAUUAGAUCAAAUAGUUCUCACGAUGAUACAC